AUGGGGCCUAGGUCUGUGGCACCAACGCCAGUCAGCGAUGUCGACAAACUCUUGCAGCACUACGAGGCAUUCGGCGUCAUCAUCUGCCGGCCAUGCCAGUUCGCCAUUCAGCCAUCAGCGUUAGCGAGCCAUCUUCUAAAGCACCAAAUCUAUCGUAAUGAGCGCCGGAAACUCAUGGCCCGGCUAUCUCACCUGGAACUGAGAGAACCAGCUGAUGUUCCCAAGCCUGAACCCCUCUCCAAGCCCAUCCCAGAGCUUCGCAUUCUCAAGGGCAGAAGAUGCUUGUCGCCUGGCUGCGGAUAUCUAUGCACGAGUGACAAACGGAUGAGCCAGCACUGGAGCGACCUUCACGGUGAGAGGGAAAGUCGAAAUGUACUGGCACAGUUCGCGUGGCUUCAAACAUUCUUCAAGGGCAAUAAGAUCCGGUAUUUCGAGGUCUCCGCGCCGCAAGAGAAUGCUUUGUCCCCUAUCACCGAAUCAACAGACGACAAUACAUCACCAGCAGCUCGAUCCCAUCUACCGCCUCCUCUUGACAUGGAUGCGAUGCGGUACCUGCUACAUUUCGUUCACUCGACAAGCCUUACCCUUCCAAGGGCGGAGUCAGAAUCACUCUACUUCUGGUCCGUGCAGAUCCCGAACGAGGCUCUAGCGCAUUCUUUCUUGAUGUAUGGGGUAUUGAGCCUCGCGGCUACUCACUUGGCAUUUCUCGAGACAGAUACAGAGACCGCCAAAGUUUAUGCUGACGCAGCGUCGCGGUAUGAAGAUGCAAGCCUUGCCGACUUUCAACAGCAUGCUCAAAGUCCAAGCGAAAGCAAUGCGGUCGCCCUGCUUGGCUACGCACGAUGCUUGGGGACCGCCAGGCUAGGACGAAAACCAGAGCAUGGCGGUGUUUUCACUAGUACAGCGCAGAUGGCGGAAACCUUCCACCUCAUCCAGAGUUCAAUCGAGACAAUGAUGUCGCUGCAGAAAUUUCUACCCGAUGGAAGCGAUUUUAAAAUCCCUGUCGAGGAGUUGGAAGAGCUGGGCCGUCUGGCGGACGAAGAUGUCAUGCUCAAAGAUGCACAGAGCGUUAUGCAUAUUCCACCAGCCGUACUGCAACGUCUCGAUACCCUACCUGACCGCUUGAACGAGGCUCUCCCGCAAUCUCAUGCUCGGUCGCUGUCGGAUGUACAAGCAUGCCUAUCAGCUAAUACAGCGCUCAUCUCAGCCUUUGCACGGGCUUACUCCUUCUCGCCGUCUAAUCCCUCCUUUACUGGAUCUGCCGAGGAGAGCAAUACGGUAGCGACAAUCUGGGCCGCAAUCGAGUCCUGGGUGCGCUUUGUGCCUGAUCACUAUGUCUAUAUGCUGGAGCAAUCCGAUCCAGCGGCGUUGAUCAUCUUUGCACAUUUCUGUGUCCUCGUCAAGCGAUUUCAUGCCAAGUACUGGCAAUUUCAAGGCCUGGCGAAUCGACUGAUACGGCUUGUUGAGGUAAACCUGGAGUCGAAUCUUAAGCAUUUUGUUGCAGAUCUCUACACUUUGUUGGAUGACACUGGGGUGGAUGCAAUGCAGAUUUGA
This is a messenger RNA of Zasmidium cellare ATCC 36951, 1554 nucleotides long. RefSeq lists its product as uncharacterized. The record is from RefSeq and is a predicted model, not a curated record. Lineage: Eukaryota; Fungi; Ascomycota; Dothideomycetes; Mycosphaerellales; Mycosphaerellaceae. The coding region runs from base 1 to 1554 and encodes 517 amino acids. The transcript has a single exon. Gene Ontology annotation, biological process: regulation of transcription by RNA polymerase II. Gene Ontology annotation, molecular function: DNA-binding transcription activator activity, RNA polymerase II-specific.